Messenger RNA from Vicia faba (fava bean), 2658 nucleotides. Lineage: Eukaryota; Viridiplantae; Streptophyta; Magnoliopsida; Fabales; Fabaceae. The record is from the annotation of a GenBank genome assembly.
AUGUUUAGCAGACCAAGUAGUUCCGGUGCUUUUAGUAUAUUCAAAUGGAAAAAGCAAAGUCCUUCAUCUCUGACAAGAGGUUUACUUAAUGAUUCGCCGGAGAUUGAGUUGUCUGCAUACGGAAAACUCCCAAGUCCAGGAAGUGAGAGCCCUUCAGAUCUCCUUAAUAGCGAAAGCGUAUAUGUAGAACCGAUUGCUGAUUUGGAUCUCUUCUUUGAAAGACUUUACAGCUACUACUGCGAGAAAGGGCUAUGGUGCAUUGUUAUAAAGUGGAUUGUUGAACUUCUAAGUCUCGGGUUCACCAUAUGCUUUUCAGGAUUUUUUUUAUUAUAUGUUGAUUGGAAUGGACUCCGUAAUGCAAAAUGUGGGAUGGAUGCAGUUGAAUCUGGAAUUAAGCCCUGUGAUCUUAGCAAAGAAGCUCUUAAUCAACACCCUUUAACCCCCCUGACACUUACCAAAGCUAUUAUUGUUGGAUACUUGGGAAUUUUUUCGAUCUAUUGGAUAUUUUGCUUUUUGAGAUUCUUUGCUCAACUAAAAGAUACUCUAGAAAUCCGCCAGUUUUACUACAACAGUCUUCAUGUUACUGACAAUGAAAUUCAAACUAUGCCCUGGGCCACAAUCGUUGACAAAGUUGUUCUCGUUCAGAGUACUCGAAAGCUAUGCGUGCUAAAGGAUCUUUCUGUUCAUGAUAUAGUCAUGAGACUGAUGCGGAAGGAGAACUACUUAAUCGGAAUGCUCAACAAGGGUGUGCUUGCUUUCCCCAUUUCACAAUGGUUUCCAGGUGCUGGCCCUACAGUUCAAUCUAGUCCUGAUGGAGCACAACAUCGUUUAGUACUUACCAAGACCCUUGAAUGGACUUUAAACUGGUGCAUCCUGCAGAGCAUGUUUGAUCGGAACUUCCAUGUCAGAAGGGAUUUUGUGUCAAAUCCCAAGACAUUAAAGAAAAGGCUUAUGGUAGUUGGGUUUGCAAUGCUUUUACUUUCUCCAUUCCUUGUCAUAUUCAUGCUGGCAUAUCUAUUUCUGAAGCAUGCUGAGCAAUUUUAUAAUCAUCCAAGCACUGCAUCGUCUCGAAGAUGGUCAAAUUUGUCUAGGUGGAUGUUUAGGGAAUUCAAUGAGGUGGACCAUCUCUUCAGGCAUCGGAUUAAUAACAGUGUAUUGCAUGCUUCUGAUUAUCUGAAGCAAUUUCCAUCACCUAUCAUAUCUAUCAUUGCAAAAUUCAUAUCUUUUGUAUCUGGUGGAUUUGCUGCAGUUCUGAUAAUUAUUGCUUUUCUCGAGGAGUCUCUUCUAGAGGGCCAUAUAUUUGGUCGGAACUUGUUUUGGUAUGCUGCUGUUUUUGGAACUAUAACGGCUAUUAGCCGGGCUGCAAUUGAAAAUGAGCUUCUUGUAUUAAAUCCUGAGGGAGCAAUAUCUAUGGUGGUUCAAUAUACACAUUAUAUGCCUAAGAGAUGGCGUGGCAAAGAAAUUACUGAACUGGUUCGCAUUGAGUUUGAAACCUUAUUCCAGUAUACUGGAAUGAUGUUACUUGAAGAUAUGGCUUCAAUUUUCCUCACUCCAUAUUUACUUCUAUUUGUUGUCCCAAAGCGAGUUGAUGAUAUCUUGCAGUACAUUGCUGAUUUCACUGUAAAUGUUGAAGGUGUUGGGCAUGUUUGCAGUUUUAGCACCUUUGAUUUUCAAGAGCAUGGAAACACUCAUUACGGUUCCCCAUACAAUGCCCCUCGUAUCCGGAGGAGUUCACAGGGAAAGAUGGAGAAAUCGUUGUUGAGUUUUCAGAGUAGUUACCCAUCAUGGGAACCAAAUGCUCAGGGGAAGCAGUUUUUUCAAAAUCUAAGAACAUUCAGAGAGCAGAAGUUAUCAGCAAAUGGAAACCGACAUAGAUCUUCACCUCCUAGAAUGUGGAGGGGUAGUCCCAAUAUGGGAGACAAUGGAGACAGAAACCGAUUUAUAUCUGUGGAAAUGCCACACAGUACUUUUGAAACUGGCAAUCACUUGGGUUCUUUGUGGCUGAUAGAAGCCAACCAGAACAAUCAUCCCUAUCUUCUUGAUUGGUACUACACAUCUCGACCUCAUGAAGCAACUUCGAGUGAUGUUCCAUUCGAACCAUAUGGAGUAACAGAACAUUAUUCCAGAGACUAUUCAAUGCCCUCCAACUUGCAACAGAACGAACCCGAGUAUGAAGAAUACUCUAAUCAGUACCAAGAGGAACGGGCUGGAUCUCAUCUUGGGGCUUCCACGUCAGCUCCCAUCUUCAGGGAGAGCCUUAUUAACGAUCAAAAUUAUAAUGAACUUCCCCAAGCUACUAGAAGCCAAUGGUGGGCUAGAAGUCGCCUACAUAGUGGAAAGGCUCAGACAAGCUCCUUUGAGCCUCCAGAUUUUAAUGAUCAAACAGAGUGGGCUAGAAGUCGCCUAAAUAGUGGAAAGGCUCAGACAAGCUUCUUUGAGCGUCCAGAUUUCACUGACCAGACAGCAUAUAAUUAUCAUGACAAGUUUUCUGAUAGGGGCUCCGAGGAUCAAGAUCAAGAACAAUACUCUUACUGGAGAGAUCAUCACGACAAAUUAUCUAGAACAGCACUGACAGAUGACUUAGAGGCCGGGGAAUUUAAUCUACAUUUUGGUGAUAUAUAUAGCAGACCUCCAGAAACUCCAACUGCAGGCUUUUGA